Molecule: messenger RNA, 690 nt
Organism: Pundamilia nyererei
Lineage: Eukaryota; Metazoa; Chordata; Actinopteri; Cichliformes; Cichlidae
Product: craniofacial development protein 2-like
Exons: 2
Coding region: 1-690 (229 amino acids)
Source: RefSeq, a predicted model, not a curated record
AUGGGCGAACGAGUGGCAGCCGCACUGGUCAGUUGGCGACCAGUCUCUGAACAACUGAUCGUGGCAAGAUUUAUCUCCACCCAUGAGAAAACCACUGUGAUUGAAGUUUGUGCUCCGACCGAGGACACCGAUGAUAUGGACAAGAACGCCUUCUACGACGAGCUUCAAAUGGUUCUGGACGAGGUGCACCGGCAUGACAUCGUCAUACUCAUGUGCGACUUCAACGCAGAGAUUGGACCUGAUCGAAAUGGCUUUGAGCAGAUGAUUGGCCCGCAUGGAUCGGCCGCGAAUACAAAUGACAAUGGCCUGCGAUUGACUAGUUUCUGUGCGGCAAACAAUCUCUGCGUCGGGAACUCAUACUUUCAUCAUAAGCAAAUUCACAAGAAGACGUGGAAAAGCCCUGGUGGUCUAACAGCAAAUGAGAUCGACUACAUUUGCAUAUCGAGGCGAUGGAGGUCAGCUACUGCUGACGUAGUCACUCGACGCGGCGCGGAUGUUGGGUCUGACCACUAUCUUGUUAUGGCAAAGCUCCAGUUGCGGCUCAAACGAACAAGACAAGAUGCUUGCCGCGUACGCCCUUUCGAUGUUGCCAAGCUCAAGGAUUGCGAUUUCCGCAACCGAUAUAACGCUGAGAUCCGAAAUCGCUUUGCCAUCUUGAAUCACCGUGGCUCCAGGGUAAGGGUCCAGUAA